Molecule: messenger RNA, 4018 nt
Organism: Melanotaenia boesemani (Boeseman's rainbowfish)
Lineage: Eukaryota; Metazoa; Chordata; Actinopteri; Atheriniformes; Melanotaeniidae
Gene: gnaz
Product: guanine nucleotide binding protein (G protein), alpha z polypeptide
Exons: 3
Coding region: 885-1952 (355 amino acids)
Biological process (GO): adenylate cyclase-modulating G protein-coupled receptor signaling pathway
Cellular component (GO): heterotrimeric G-protein complex
Molecular function (GO): GTPase activity; GTP binding; G-protein beta/gamma-subunit complex binding
Source: RefSeq, a predicted model, not a curated record
ACACUCAAACACACGCACACAUAUAUACACACCCUCCACCCCCAUCGCUGCAGUGUCUCAACUGCCUUGGAGCAAAAAAGAGAGAAUAUAGAACACAGACGUUAAUAAGACAGAGGAAGAGGGCCGCUGAAAGACAGAGAGAUGUACGUGUUAGAUCCUAUGAAAAUGAGGACGAUAUGAAGAUGAAGCGGCAGGACUAAAGGUGGAUUGCACAGAGCCCUUCUCUUCCUGCAAGGGCUUGUCUGCAGUAUCCUUUGUACAUGGAUGCUGGCUUGUGAACACGGCCUUCAGUUGUUGGGAAGAUAUAUCACAAGAGAAGAAGCAGAAAAGAUUUUAUCACGAGGAUCAAGCAAAACGGGGCAAAUAUCGAACUGAGGUGGAUAGUUGCAGAAGCCAAACAAGGGCAACAUACCACAAGAGCCAUGUGGGAGGAGAGUGAAUGGGAUUUGCUGUUCGCACGCAUCAAGCCCAAACACUUUCUCUGCUGACAUACACUGAACUUUCCUCAGCCUUCCACCAGAGCUUUUCCUCAGGGGGAGUCCCUGCUAUGAACCCCAGCUCCACUGGCUUCAGCAGGCAGUCCAAUCUCAGUGCCAGGCACUGCGUGGGCAUCCCACAAGUCUGGGUUCUGCCCACACAGAACUCACAGACUGCCCCUGAAAAAAUAGGAAUGAAAUACUCCUGAGCCGCUCCUUUGUGUUGUUGUUUUCCUGCCUUGUGUUAAAUUGAUCUGUUGCAAUUUUUGCUGCCUCGUUCUCCAAUACUCACAAAAAAUCAUCUCUGGCUCUUCCAUCAGCCUUCUUACACUCACCACUUCCUUAUAAUUUGCUUUCCCAUCACACAGCAGCACGAGUUCCUUUGUGCUUACCACGUGGCGGAGGACCAUGGGAUGUCGUCAGAGCUCGGAGGAAAAGGAAGCAGCGAGGCGCUCACGGCGGAUUGACCGCCACCUGCGCUCGGAAAGUCAACGGCAGCGGCGUGAGAUCAAGUUAUUGUUACUUGGUACCAGCAACUCUGGCAAGAGCACCAUUGUCAAACAGAUGAAAAUCAUCCAUAGUGGAGGCUUCAACCUGGAGGCCUGCAAAGAGUACAAGCCCCUCAUCCUGUAUAAUGCCAUUGACUCUCUGACUCGCAUCAUCCGUGCCCUCACCACUCUUAAGAUUGACUUUCACAAUCCUGACCGCGCCUAUGAUGCCGUGCAGCUCUUCGCCCUCACAGGGCCAGCUGAGAGCAAAGGGGAGAUCACUCCAGAGUUGCUGGGGGUAAUGAAACGUCUGUGGGCAGACUCAGGGGUUCAGGAGUGCUUUCAACGAUCCAAUGAAUACCACUUAGAGGACAACACUGCCUACUACCUGAAUGACCUGGAUCGCAUCUCUGCACCUGAGUACAUCCCUACUGUAGAGGACAUCCUCCGCUCCCGAGACAUGACCACAGGCAUUGUGGAGAACAAGUUCACCUUCAAGGAGCUCACCUUCAAGAUGGUGGAUGUAGGAGGACAACGUUCAGAGAGAAAGAAGUGGAUUCAUUGUUUCGAGGGCGUGACUGCAAUCAUUUUCUGUGUUGAGUUAAGUGGCUAUGACCUCAAACUCUACGAAGACAACCAGACGAGCCGCAUGGCCGAGAGCUUGCGUCUGUUUGACUCAAUCUGCAACAACAACUGGUUCACCAACACGUCACUCAUCCUCUUCCUCAACAAGAAGGACUUGCUGGCUGAGAAGAUAAAACGCAUUCCACUGACAGUGUGCUUCCCUGACUACAAAGGUCAAAACACCUAUGAGGAGGCAGCUGUCUAUGUGCAACGGCAGUUUGAGGACCUCAACCGCAACAAGGAGACCAAGGAGAUCUAUUCGCACUUCACCUGUGCCACUGACACCAGCAACAUCCAGUUUGUGUUCGACGCUGUCACGGACGUGAUCAUCCAGAACAAUCUCAAGUACAUUGGGCUAUGCUAGGACCUGACACUGGGUGGGCGGUUGUGGGGAUGGGGUGGGGUGAAGCGGGCAACUUGGCAGCAGUUGGCCCGCCGUCAGGCUGGAAAAACAAAGGCCUGUCUGUCUCCCUGAUGGUUUAUCUCUUUAAAGAGGUGCAACAGAGAACUGGAAAGGAAAUGAGGUGGUGAGAUGGUCAGGGAUGGACGAUACUGUAGAUUCAACUCAAACAACAGAGCUGAAGGGCCGUGGGCAAGAUGGGAUUUUUACCCUAUGUGUUUGCACUGAAUAUGAGUAUGCAGAGACACCCAAACACACACAGAAACACAAACACACACAGCAACACACAUUCUUAUAGUUUGCUCACACAAGCGAUCAAUGGAUCAACAGCCAAGCUCUUGUUUGACAAGGCGACACUGGAAUUUUUAGAUAGCUACUCCAGCCUGCCUGUCAAACCUGAGAUUGAGAGUAGGUGUGUACUGGCAGUUUUCUUUACUCAUGUCUCCUUUAUCUUAUUUGCCUGAGUCAAUUAAUGCUGCUUUACAAAAAAUAAUCUGGACAGAAUCAAUGCUCUCUUUUGGAUCGUCACCAAACAAUAGAAAACAGUGAGUGCACUUGAUGAGAUGUAGAGAGAGCCUUUGUUUCUGGGGGGGGAAAAAAAAGUCAGUAGACAUGAUGUCACAGGGUUUCUGCCUACAAAAGGAAACUGCCACAGUCUAAAGUUGGAGUAAAAUAUGUUUUCUACACACACUUUUUGUUUGUUCCCCUGGUUGACCCUCUAUGCUGCCCCUCCCCCCAUUUCUUUAAUUUUUUUUUUUUUUUUUUUUUUGUGCUUUAAAAAGAAGAAUAUGUCUCUCAAGCCUGCCCUUAGUAGCAGGUCACUGACUUAAAAUACCAAGAGUAUGUUACACUCGGCAGAGUAAAAAGUAUUUAUGAUCAUUCCAGUUUCCAGAAAGAGAAAAAUAAAAAACAGUGCCAAGAUCAGUUUGUAAAUAAAAUCAGAUCCCAUCCAUUAAUUUUUUGCUUUGUUUUUAUGGACAAAAACAUUAAACCAUGCAUGAUUUUGUUACUUUGGGAUACUAAUAUAUUUUCUUUGGGAUUAUGUUUCUCUUUUCCUAGGUUUUGAAUAAUAUAUAAAUAAUAUAUUCCCUUAUAUAUAUAUAUAUAUAUAUAUAUAUAUAUAUAUAUAUAUACAUAUGGAAGUCGAACACUGUGUACGAUUGUACAGUUGUCAGAGAGGAAUCUAUUGAAAAAGAGAUAUAUCAAUAUAAUAAUGGUUAAAAUAAUGUUAUGAUGAAGAUGAAGAAGAUUACAGUGAUAUUGGUCAUUACAGUGCUGACAAUGAAAAUCUCACUUUAAAGUUAGCAUGAAAGGAAAAACUGGAUCAAAGGAGAACAAGACUUUUGAAGAAUAAAAAAAAAAAAAAAAAGAAAAACCACAAAUUGAAAUUUCAAUCUUCCUUGCAUUAUCUAAGUGGAAAUUGUUCAACAGUCAGUCAGUAUGAUGUGUAAAUAUACUGUAAGGUGCACUCUUUGUUCAAAUGAAAAUAAAGGUUGAGUUGGGAUACUGUUGGUGAGAUAAAGAGAGCGAUCAAGGAGGAAGAUGUGUCUUUACUCCUCCUCUUACCCUUUCUUUUCAGAUCAGAGAACAACUCAGCCAAGGGCUUCAGGCUUGACUUUACAGGAUGUCCACUACAACUAAAAGCGAAAAACAUUGACAUAAGAAAUAUAUAAAAAAAGAAAAAAAAAGAAAAAAAAAAGGACAAUAACUAUGAAUAAAACAACUUAUGCAAAUUUUUAUGGUGUAGUGAAUGUGUGUUUGGGUGGUUGUUGUGUCAACAGUGCUUUAAAUGUGUUUGGGAUGGGAGUGUUCACACUGCCAGAAGCCCUCUGGGCCACGAUCCCUUCUUGUUCUAAUUAUGCAUCAAAUGAUUUGCAAUCUGUAACAGGACGUUCUGUCCGAAAUCCAGACUUCCAUCCUUAGUGUCCAAAAUCAUGACAUAAAAAGAGUUUGUCCUCUCCGUACAAUGUAGCCACUGGAGCAAGAAGAAUUCAAGCAUGAAGUAUGCAAUUAAAUUACUCCUGAAUGAA